ACUGAAGUACUGCAGAAGAACAAGUACUGAUACUUCUACAUGAUACAGUGGCCAAUCAUAAAUUGCAAUUGUAGUGGUGAUAAUUAUAAAACUAAUAUUGCUUCAUAAAUGUCACUUGAUCUGACACUCUUCUCGAAUUAAACAGGUUAUAGAACUGGCACAUUCGAACGUUGCCGAAUUUUUUUUCUUGUUUUUUUCUGUCUGUUAUUGAUGAUGUGUGGUCGGUCGUGGUUAGUUUGGUACCAUUUACCAUGACCGCCACAAAACCAGGUUUGCUUAAUUUAGGCAUACUCAUAUUAAUGGCUCCACACUUCGGCGUUCUGUCGGAAUACUAUUAUCCCGAUACGCCACCGUAUCUGGCGGUACAUGAUGAUACGUUUCAACCGGAUGUGAUAUUGCGGGUCACGGCGGAUGUCAUCCAGCAGGAUUGCACCGCGCGGUACUCGGUGAUUAUUAAUGGCAGUAUACCGGCUCCAGAGUUACGCUUCAAGGAGGGCCAGAAAGUGUGGAUCCGGGUGUAUAACGAUAUGGACGACGAGAACGUGACAAUUCACUGGCACGGUCUAACACAGCGCAUGUCGCCCUUCUCAGACGGGACCCCGGCCGCCAGCCAAUGGCCAAUUCCACCCGCCCACUAUUUCGACUACGAAUUCCAGUUACGCCGCGGCGACGCCGGUACCUACUUCUACCACUCCCACGUCGCCUUCCAGGCCGUGACCGCCGGUGGCGCCCUCAUCAUCGACGAAGCCGACGGCAAACCGCCCUAGUACGACGAAGACCGGGUGAUCAUGUUCUCCGACGUCUUCCACCUCAACGACUCCUACAUCAUCCAGGGACUCCUCCAGAAACCCUUUCGCUGGAGCGGCGAGAUCAACAACGUGGCACUGAACGGCAAGAGCCGCGGCCCCAAUGCCACCGUAGCCCAAGCCAGUCCCAGUUGCGAACAAGCCGUGAUUGACAUCCAACCGGAUAAAGUGUACCGGUUCCGGUUCAUCGGGGCGGCGUCAUUAUCACAGGUGUUCGUGGCUUUUGAAGAGCACCUUAAUCUCGUCUUAAUUGAGGUUGACGGAAGGUACAUUUUACCGCAUGUCGUCGACCAUCUGGAAGUACACAGUGGGCAACGCUACAGCGCCAUCUUAUUCGCGAAAUCAGCGCAAGAACUGCGGCAGAGCAACGGCGGGUUAAAAAAUCGGUUCUGGAUCCAGAUGACCACACGAUCGCGACCUUUAGUGACAACCGCCUACGGGAUCCUUAGUUACGGUUUAUCGAACGGUCCGGUUGAUACGUUUUCGGUACCGCAGAGUGUACCGAUUAAUAUGCCGAACGAAACGUAUACGGAUGGCUGGUUAGAAGAUAAACUGAGAAAUUUAUACGAAGACCCGGAAGACACGUUUCCAACUUUACAAGAGGUCACCCGCCGGGUGACGGUGUAUAUCCAACAGGGAUGGACCAACGGGACCGCCGGGUUCGUCUCCUGGUAUCAGAAUCAUUAUCCCUGGUUUGAGAACUUCCCGAAAGAACCGUAUCUAGUCUCUUUGUAUAAAAACGAGACCCGGUACUUCCCGAAUUACGGGCGCGCCAUGGACAACGAUGGUUUCGACCCGGUGACCCGCACCUUCCCCGCCCGCAUCGGGGAGGUACUGGAGAUCGUCUGGAUGAAUCUCGGCAACAAUUUCACCGGGGUCGUGGAGACCCACCCGAUGCACGUACACGGGGACCACUUUUGGGACGCCGGAACCGGCAGCGGGAAUUACGACCCGGUGGCCAAUGAGGCCAAACUGCAGAAACGCAGGGGACGAUUUCUGAUGCGGGACACAUCGAAUCUGUAUCGGACGCCGCUGGCGACACAGACGCUGGGUCCCGGGGCAGUGUAUAGUUGGCGGGCAAUGCGCAUCCGGGUGCGGAAUCCGGGAGUGUGGAUGCUGCAUUGUCAUAUUCUGCAGCAUAUGGUCAUGGGUAUGCAGACCGUGUGGGUGUUCGGGGAGGAAAAAGAUCUGACGCCGGUACCCAAGCAUCUGGUGCAGGGAUACCUGACGUAUGGCGGAUCAGCGUACGGGAACAAAGAUGUCGCUCCCAGAGUAUUACACUACUGGCACAAUUAAUAAAAGGCCUGAAAACGGAAGUAUUUCGUUAUUUACUUUUCGGCAUUAUUCUGAAUUGUGAUUUACAAUUUAAUUUUUGGAUUCAUGAUUGUGAUCAGGAGGAGGUUCCACUAAGGCACUAACUAAGUAACUAAGAAUAAUUCAGUUUAUUAUCUACAAAAGGUUCUGUACAUCGCCUGUAACACUCAA
Paramacrobiotus metropolitanus is the source of this 2291-nucleotide messenger RNA. RefSeq lists its product as uncharacterized. Gene Ontology annotation, molecular function: oxidoreductase activity; copper ion binding. The record is from RefSeq and is a predicted model, not a curated record. Lineage: Eukaryota; Metazoa; Tardigrada; Eutardigrada; Parachela; Macrobiotidae.